Ipomoea nil (Japanese morning glory) is the source of this 618-nucleotide messenger RNA. RefSeq names its product scarecrow-like protein 3. The transcript has 3 exons. Gene Ontology annotation, molecular function: DNA-binding transcription factor activity; sequence-specific DNA binding. Gene Ontology annotation, biological process: regulation of DNA-templated transcription. NCBI's taxonomy places the organism in Eukaryota, Viridiplantae, Streptophyta, Magnoliopsida, Solanales, Convolvulaceae. Bases 1 to 618 code for a protein of 205 amino acids. Gene Ontology annotation, cellular component: nucleus. The record is from RefSeq and is a predicted model, not a curated record.
AUGAGUUUAAUACCUGGUCGUUCUCCUCGGCUGAAAUCGGAUCUUUGCGUUUUGGAUUCACUCGGAGAGGAACCCCUCCUCUUAUUCCAGAAAUGCAGGAAGCCGGCGACGGAGAGGACAAUGACGGCGAUUGCGACGAGCUUCAAGGACACCGACUUGGAUUGGGAAUUACGAGGGAUGCUAAGGGUCGCGAUGUUCCCGAACUCCAACGUAGCCCUCGACCAGAUUUCCCACCUGGCCGUGCCCGACGGCGACACCAUGCAGCGCAUCACCUGCUACUUCGCCCAGGCCCUCGCGGACAGGGGAUUGAAGAACCUCACCAAGUCAGCAACGGAACUAAUCCAGGCCAUUCAGAAGAUUGAUGGUGACAAUUACCCUGAGAUAAAGUUCGUCGAAUUGUUCCCGUUCUCGAAAGUGGCUUUCCUGGUGGCCAACCAGGCCAUCAUCGAGGCCAUGGAGGGCGAGAAAAUGGUGCACAUAAUCGAUGUCCACGCCGCCGACCCAAACCAGUGGCGCGCGCUGCUUCAAGACCUCAGUGCCGGCGUGCACCUCGUGAAAGAGGUGAUGGAGCAAAUGGGUGGGGUUUUAUCCGAGGAGGCAAAGAAAUUGGAUAAUUAA